AGUUCCCCACAGAGCUCCAACACGUUCAGGUGCUUUCCAUUUAUACUAUUGCAGUGCCAUCGGCCAAGAGAAAGUCCUCUAUUACCAUUCAAUGGAAGAAAACUCUGAGAGUGCGGUGGUUGCAUGUCGUUAACAACUCACCUGGAAAAUUAGAUUAAAUUUUAUUUGUCAGUUACAAAUGCAAUCAAAUUGCUAAAUUGGACACAUACUUCUUACAUCAAUUUUACCCCAUUCAAAAAUUAGGCCAAUUUGCCACUCUUUCUGACGCUCAUGCCAAUGUGAUGCCUUCUCCACAUAAGUGUGGGAAAUUCCGGUGAAAAAAAAAACUUCCUCUUCUCCUCCAAAAAAUUGUGAUAAAGUGCCAUUUAAGAAACAUAAAAAAGUGAAUUUGAAUAGAAUUUAAAGAAAGAAAAUGCCAACUGUGUCUUCACGAAUGUCUGAGGAUGUUCUUCUAGACGAUCCCAUUGUGACACCAACCACCCUUCCUGUGUCCUUUGGCACCAAACCCAACGCAAUUGUCCGUCCUGUUCAGCGUACCCAGCAGGAGCCAAUCAUAAGUGAAAAGAUCCUCCCCUCUGAAGGGAAUCAGCUCACAGACUCCACUGAAGGUCGUGGAGCCCUCAAGGAGUUUGUGGAGCAACUUGACGCAAAACUGAAGCACCUUCAAAAUCAGGAUUCAAAAGAUUCGCAGAAUAGAAAAAAAUUCCCCAUCAAGAUUGCUGGAGAAAUUGUCAAGAGACCUCUUUUCAUCACAACUGUUCCUACAGGGUACUACGUACAGCCAUGUAAGGAGCCACCGUGCAUCCGUAAGGUUUACUCCUACUACAGCCAACCGCGUGUAGUAGCCAGUCCCGAUAAAUCUCGCAACAAAGCUCAAAAGAAUUCACGUCCAGCUCUCGAUCUCAAACGGCAUGUAAUUGCAGAGCCUGUCGCCCGCAAAGAAGUCCUCAGAGAUUCAAAUCAGCCGUACCAGAAUAUGAUGUUCGACAAGAGAGUUAUUCGUGGAAGUAAUUUUAAUGCGAAUGCAGCUACAAUUUCGGGGGAAUUGGAUCACAAGGACACGGCCAAGAGGAGGCAAUUGCUACGGAAGAAGCCACGAAAUCGUAUUGUCGGCACCCCACCACCUGUCCGGGGGAGACGCCAUGAAAAUGUUCAGACGGAAAAGUACCUCGAGGAGCUCUUUGUGCGUCCCAGUGAGAAUGAUGUUAGCUGUCAGACGGAUCUCUUCCUGCAGAGACCCCCUUCCGCUCCCUUUGUAGCCACCAUGGCGGGACGGGAUGCCGAAACGGAGAUUCAGGAGGGUGAUCUCACGCAUUCCGAUGAAGAUGUUCAACCCGUUGUUGAUGGUCUUGUAGGCAGAUGCAUGGAACAGGCCUUCCUGGAGGUUCUACACGAAGAAGAGGUGGCUGAAAUGAAAAAGGAGCAGCAGAAACUCCUAGCACUUCGCGAAGCUGAAUUGGAGAAACUAAAACGAAUGGAGAAUAGCAAGGAAUCCCCGGGAAAAGUCAAGAAUCGCCGCAUCACUGCCGCAAAACUGCUUCAGGAUCACAUUGCUGAUCUACUCCCUGCCAUUCUGAGCUCCAUUCAGUCCGUCACUGAAGCUGAGAAUCGCGAAGAGCUUGAACGACAGUUACGCCCGUGGCUAGCUCAUGAGGUUGCCGAAGAGAUUGGCCAUAUGAUUGAUUCCAAGGAACUCCUCGGAGAGAUUGUUAAGGAAAUCUUGCGUGAACGUGCCGAAUUCUACGGAACAAUUUCUGAAUCUGAAAGUGAAGUCUCCCUGGCGCCUGAUCGGAAAAAGAAUGAAAUCAAAAGUGAAGAUAUCAACGAUAACACCGAGUCCGUCUUCAUUGAGGGCGAUGAGAUCCUCUACAGACGUGGGGAAAAGUAAAGAAGAAAACGAUCAUUUUUUUUGUGGAUAAAAUGUGUAUAGAUUUCUCUCCUCACAGUUACACCAUUUCAACAAAAUAAAAUAUUUCUUUAUAUUUAGAAACAA
This is a messenger RNA of Lutzomyia longipalpis, 1993 nucleotides long. It is a transcript of the gene Rsph3, whose product is annotated as radial spoke head protein 3 homolog B. The record is from RefSeq and is a predicted model, not a curated record. NCBI's taxonomy places the organism in Eukaryota, Metazoa, Arthropoda, Insecta, Diptera, Psychodidae. Gene Ontology annotation, cellular component: cilium. The transcript is spliced from 4 exons. The coding region runs from base 413 to 1888 and encodes 491 amino acids.